Sceloporus undulatus (fence lizard) is the source of this 443-nucleotide messenger RNA. Its product is annotated as cytosolic non-specific dipeptidase-like. Bases 9 to 443 code for a protein of 144 amino acids. The transcript is spliced from 4 exons. Lineage: Eukaryota; Metazoa; Chordata; Lepidosauria; Squamata; Phrynosomatidae. Gene Ontology annotation, cellular component: cytosol. Gene Ontology annotation, molecular function: dipeptidase activity. The record is from RefSeq and is a predicted model, not a curated record. Gene Ontology annotation, biological process: proteolysis.
ACAUCUUGAUGCAUAGGUGGCGAUAUCCCUCCUUAUCACUCCAUGGGAUAGAAGGUGCUUUCUCUGGGUCAGGUGCCAAAACAGUGAUUCCUCGGAAAGUGAUUGGAAAAUUUUCAAUUAGAUUGGUACCAGACAUGACUCCAGAAGCUGUAACCAAACAGGUUCAAGAUUACUUGUCCAAAAAGUUUGCUGGGCUGCAAAGUCCCAAUAAAUUCAAAGUAUACUUAGGCCAUGGUGGAAAACCUUGGGUGUCAGAUUUCAACCAUCCCCACUACAUGGCUGGCAGAAGAGCCAUGAAAACAGUAUUUGGUGUGGAGCCAGACUUGACGAGGGAGGGAGGAAGUAUACCCGUCACCCUGACCUUCCAAGAAGCAACAGGCAAAAAUGUAAUGCUGCUCUCCACAAGAAUUGUUCCUCAUACUACUCUAGAUGCAACAUUAUAA